GGUCGGAUUACCUGUGUAGGAACGUUAACGGGUUUAUGCAUGACAGUGUGGUUAAAUACCACUCAGACACCUACCAGGACUGUUUUCGAGUAGACUUUAAAGUUUACAUUUUAUGAUUUCUUCGAAUAGGGGAGACAUCACAACGAUGCCAUACAGCCCCUCACCCACAAGUUUCGGCCGGGGAUCACCCGAGGGGGACUCAGCGGACGGGGACAGCGAAUAUGAGGACCCAAAUAUGCGGCGUGGACGACCCAGAGCGGAUAUUGUGAAUUCUUUGAUAUUUAAGGGAUCAAUGUCGAACUGUAGUAUCCGUUGUGAGGUUUGCAGCCGAGUGUUCCCCCGGGAGAAAUCAUUGCAGGCCCACAUGCGGACCCAUACAGGUGAGAGGCCUUACGGGUGCGACUACCCUGGGUGUGAGAAAGCUUUCUGUCAGAGUGGACAACUAAAGACACAUCAGCGUCUUCACACGGGCGAAAAACCAUUCAUGUGUUCAGAAACAGGUUGUACGAGUCGAUUUACACAUGCUAACCGCCACUGUUCUGAUCACCCCUACGCUACAUUGGUCCGGGUAGGAAUAGAAGUCUCCAUUAAAGAUCUGAUCGCUCUACGAGAACAGGAGACAAACUCCGAAGUCCGAGAAUGGCUAGAAAUCCAAAUCAUAUCACGCCAGGAUCGUUCUGGACACCGAAAUAAAAAUCGCAAACCUCUGAAAAGACCGAGUGAUGGAUCACCAGCGGAAGAAUCUCAACCCGAGCAAAAAAUAAAAGUGGAAGACCCUGAGCCGAAAUACACGGCCCCCAUCACAAACGAGAACAUUCAGCCACUAAAUAACAACAAUAACACUAUUUAUCACACCCCCAUUAAAGAGGAAAUCAAGUUCGACCCAAUGACCGUGGAUCACUCAGCAUACAAUCCACCAAUUAUUGACUAUAAGAUGCCUUUGUAUUACAAUGACUAUACCCACUAUCAUAAUAACUAUAGCAUGCAGCCCGUGAGGAACGAAUAUGAGAUGCAAUACCCCGUGGCACAUGACUAUCACAUGGACCAUAAGGAUAAUAUUCCGCAAGUGGAACUUUACAACAAUCCCGAGCCAUAUAACCACGAGUACACGGUCACGGAACUUCAACCCGUGUCCAACGUCAAAUUGGACCCAAAUAGCGAAGACAUCGGGGAAAUGACCCUCAGUCAACAGACAGACAAAUGGAUCUCGGCCCUCGCACUGGUGGAACUGUCCCAUGCCGAUUUAUAAUGGCGUCCGCUCAGAAAAAUAUCCCAACAAAGUACUCAAAGACAAUUUAUUUUUAUCUCAAUUAGAGUGAUUUUGUGAGUAAGGAUACUGAUAUUUUUUCACUUUUAUUUUUUUAUUAUUAUCAUGGCAUAUAUAUACAUAUAUAUGAAUAUUUUUAUAUUUAACCAUUAGUCCCUUUGAACUCAUUCCUAUCAAUUCGUGCACAAGGAUCCCACUUUCUAUGCAUUCCUUGCAGAUGAAUUCCAUUCAUACAGUUGUUAAAUCGUUUGUUAUGAAUAUUUUUGUUACUGCUUAUAGCCAACCCAAAGCUCCACUUAUGUGCAAGAUGUAGUCUUGCAUUAGUCACUGCUAAUAGAAAACAUAGUUUUUUUUAGAAAACUAUGCUAUGCAAGAAACUAAUUUUGAAAUUCUGUUUGAGGAACAAACAGUUAAUUAAAUAUAUCUAUGUGACAAUCUCAAACUGUGAUUGAGUGUUAAUAGAAUUAUUAGAGUAAAAUAUUCUAUAGCUAAACAAAAUCUAAUUUUAUUUCCAAAUUAAAAAGAGUUUAAGAUUUGUAGACAUAUUUUUAUGGUAGCUGACUCUGGAAAUACAUUAAUCUCACAAUUAUGCAAAACUUUAAUUGUAUAUCCAAAAGAAAAAUAACUUUUUUUGACAUAAUUAACAAGUCUAGAUUUAAAAUUAUUACCAAGUCAUCAGUGUUGUAAAUAAAAGUAUUUAAUCAUUAAUCAUUCUAUGCAAUUAGCAGCGUGCCUUCUCUUUAGUAUUAUAUAUCCUGCAUGUUAAAUACAUAUAUGCAUACAAUCAAAGUAUAUAACCAAUGCGGAUAAUUUUUGUCCAAACAGUAUAUACCAGAAAUCCGAACCAUUCUUUUUUGCAUUUAUUAUUUUUUUAAUUGAAUUGUGUUAUAUGUGUGUGUUAGAUAUAACGAUGUCAUUAUCCGAUGAGAACAAACAAAGAAUAUUAACUGCCGUCCAAAACAUUGUAUCAUCAUUCCAUCAUCAAUUUAACUGUCAUAUAUGCUUGAGGAGAAAAUGAGCAUUGAUAUGAGUGAAUUUUACUCCUGACAUAACAUUUGUCAUUUAAAGUAGGGGAAUUUGACACUGACACAGUUUUAACAAACACAUCACCUCCUUUGAUCAAAUUUGAUCAAAGACUUGUGAUAUACUUGUCCAAAUAGAAAAAAAAUACUUAGAAAAUAUUAUUAUGUGACAAAGAAAAUUACCAAAUAUAUAUUAUAUGUAGAUUUGUUAUAUUCAAUGCUUAUAAUUGUAAAUAUUUCCAAUGCUUCACUAACCAUUUAUUAUAAGUGUGAGUGUGCAAUUUCUUUAAUAUGUGUGAAUGCUUUUAUAUUUUUGCUGAAAUUUAUUGAAUUUUAAGGGUUUUUAAUGUCUAAAAAAAACUACAUGAUCAACAAACAGAAUUCAACUUAAAAUACACAUUUCUGCGGCUUUUAAAAUGAAAAUACUGGGUAUUUGUUAAUGACUGUAAAGAAUUAACUGUGGAUUUUUUUUAUGUAUACAUGUAUUUGAAUGUAUAAGUUUAUAUACUUAGCAAAAAGAUCAAAAUAUAUGCGUUGCUACUAAUUAUGUUCAUAGAGUUUAUAACAAAAUUUAGAAUGAUAAAUGAAUUAAAUGGCCACUUGUAUAUUCAUAUACAGUUCAAUUUUAAGACUGUCAGUAGUGAUACAUAUCUAUAGAGAACAUUUUUCUUGUUUUCCUUUUUCUUGAAACUUUUAUCAGUUUUGCAAGUAUAUGGUUUUAAUGUUCUUGAUUUCUUUAUGAAGUUUGAUAGUUGAUAGUAUUAAGUCUUGUUAGAAAUCCAAAUAGAUUCUUUUGAAAUCCCCUUUUGUUUACUGUAUCAUCAUUCUUUGUUUCAUCACAUAAUUGAAAAAAAAACAACAGGGUUUUACUGAAAAAAGUUGAGAUUUUUGAAAGUUUGUUUUUUGUGUGAUGGUAGUUGUUGAAGACUGUGAUAAACUAAAUUUAAUGGAAUAUUGUUAUAUUUGUGAAUGCAUUUUAAAUAUGGUUGUGUUCAAGAUACUUCCCUCCAUAACAAUUCAUGAUUUGUGUGUGUGUUCUUUUGGUUCAAAGUUUUACUCAGUUCUCUAGCAAUUUGGCUUGGACUUUUUUGUCAAAGAUUUGUCAAUUGGCAAUUUUUUUUUGGUCAUCAAACAUUUGAAAGAUUAUUAUACAAGUACAUGGUACACUGUACUUGCCUAAAAUUUAAUUUUCAAUAAAUUAAUUGUUCCUUUUCUCCUAUAAAUUAUUUUGUUUUUUUUUUAAAUCAAUGACAAAAGAUGACAAAAGAUGUCCAAGCUGAAAUGCUGCUCUUUAUUUAAAAUAAAAGUUUUAGUGAUAUAUAUUACUGAUUUGGUAUUAAAAUUCAUGAUUUAUAUAUGUCACACUGAGGCAUACACACUUCCAUAAUCAACAUGAACCUAAUGAUAUUCCAAAACUAUACCCUCUUGAUCUGAAUUUAUCUCUCAUCUUCAUUCUUAAACCUCAGUCAUAUUUUUAUGAAUCUUGCAAUAUUUCAUUUUCAAUUUAUUAGUGUGUUUUCCUCCCUAGUUAUAUAUGUAUACAGUCAUGUAUACACAAUGAAACAAAGCAAUACAAUAUUGGAUUCUAUUUAUUUGUUAAUGUGUUCGGUGCAAUGGUUUAAUACGAUAUUCCACAUAAAUAAAAACAUAUCAGUACAGUUCUAGUGAGUACAUUAAAGAGUUCAUGUGAAAAAUGUUGAUAAAAGGAUUUAUAUAAAAGUUUAAUCGAAAAUCAGAAUUUAUCAAAAUGCAUUAAUAAUUUAUACCUUCAGUGAUUUUCUUUUUCCAUUUCAAGUGAAUGUAAUAGACCCACUGGGUGAAAAAUAAAUUAACAUUCUUGAAUUUUAUUACUGUUUUUGACAUGUCUCAAUUUAAAUAUAUGAACCAUUAACAAAAACAAAAACCACCCAGAAAUUUGAAAAUUUAGUCCAUGUAU
Messenger RNA from Saccostrea cuccullata (small rock oyster), 4225 nucleotides. RefSeq names its product zinc finger protein 367-like. NCBI's taxonomy places the organism in Eukaryota, Metazoa, Mollusca, Bivalvia, Ostreida, Ostreidae. Bases 113 to 1249 code for a protein of 378 amino acids. Gene Ontology annotation, cellular component: nucleus. The transcript has 4 exons. Gene Ontology annotation, molecular function: DNA-binding transcription factor activity, RNA polymerase II-specific; RNA polymerase II cis-regulatory region sequence-specific DNA binding. The record is from RefSeq and is a predicted model, not a curated record. Gene Ontology annotation, biological process: regulation of transcription by RNA polymerase II.